AGACACUACACCUUCAAACAAGACUGCUUAUUGCCGCAUUAUGACUGGUAUGCUUUCACCACAAUAUCUCCAACAAGUACAACAUUUGUUGCUAUUGACUAAGGUCUGGCUCAUCUAAACUGCCGAUUCUACCUUUGGAAAAGAAAGAGUCUGAAAUUUGUGAAGCUGUGUUGGGACUCAUUGUAAGCAGUCAUGCCUGUGGUUAAAGUGGAGAGCGAUUCACCCUCCGAGACCACUCUUCCAGUGAAUGACAGUCAGAGAGCAGAACCACAAAAGGGCCGGCGGAGGAAGAGGCCCCUUCAGCGAGGCAAACCGCCGUACAGCUACAUCGCUCUGAUCUCCAUGGCGAUUGCAAACUCGCCCGACCACAAGCUCACGCUUGGAGGGAUCUACAAGUUCAUCACAGAGAGGUUUCCGUUCUAUCGAGACAACUCCAAGAAAUGGCAGAACUCCAUACGUCAUAACUUGACACUCAAUGACUGUUUUAUUAAGAUCCCACGAGAGCCCGGUAGACCUGGAAAAGGCAACUACUGGGCGUUGGAUCCCAACGCAGAAGACAUGUUCGAAAGUGGCAGCUUCUUACGCCGCAGAAAGCGUUUCAAGCGCAGCGACUUCACUACAUAUUCAUCGUACAUGCACGAGUCUCCCGUCUUCCCCUCGGUUCAGAUGGCACGCUCGGCCUACGCCAACACCGUCUACUCAAACAUGGCGGUGAGCCCACCUUAUUCCCAACAGCUUCCAUCUGCCUAUUACCAGUCCUCCUCACCCAGUUUUGACUCGGGCCAGUCGAGGGUCUUCAGAAUCAAUUCUCUUAUCGGAUCACCCGGCAGGAUGGGUCAACCCGCAGAGAUGAUGGCUCAGCAGUCGUGCCGCAGUUUCAGCCCAGAGAGUGGCUCCUGUAGUUUGGGAGGAACGGGCUAUCAGCAUCAGUCCUGCGGUGGGGAGACCAUGCUGUCAUGCUGCUCCAGCUCCUCGAAUAACAUGGCCUUUGCUUACUCCAGUCCAGGACAUGUACAAACUCAGGUCUCAUAUCCACAAGGCAGCACUCAGACCUACGGGCAAACGGGGAGGGUGGCCAUCUCCAGUUUGUCUCCCCUGGCUGGUGACGCUGUUGGUGAUCCAUACGGCAGAACGUCUCCAGCACAGCUGGGCACAUUUGUUCAGUACAAUACCUCUGGUCCAAUAGGCAGCUCAGGACCCUACAUUAGACAUCCAGCUUACUCAGGUAAUAUGGACAGGUUCGUGUCUGCCACCUAGUAAUGGGCGAGGAUGAUUUUCCAAUUGCACGGAUUGCUGCCUGAAUGACGCAGCGAGGAACAUUCGUGGAGUUAUUUAAGAACAUUUUAGCCGAUAGAAAAUCAUAACGAACAGAAAAUGUUUACAGAACAUACAUGGAAAAUGUGAUAUUUAAACAGUUUUUUAAAUAGACUUGAAUUUUAAAAUGACGUCAAUAAAGAACCUUCUUAUCAUUGUAAAAAUGCACGAAGUGCUGAGGUUCAAAACUUUAUUUUUAUCGGGGUCUUUCCUUUUUUAAUUACAUUUGAGUGAAAUGUGUUCAUAGGUUUUGUACAUGCUCUUUUAUUGACUGCCAGCUGUGAUGAUAUUAAAAAGUCAAAAAAGUUUCCACUGAUACAUUUACUUAAUUCAUUGAUAUAAAAAUGUUUCUACACAAGGCUGCGUGUGACUGGAUCUUUUAGUCAUUUUUCAUGAGAAUUUCAGAGAAAUCAUAUUUCAUGUUUAUCUUUUAAAUUGAACAAAUUAUUACAAUGAAUUCAAAUAUUAUUAAUCAUAUAACGUCAUAAGAAAGAGUUAUUUCACUAAAUUAUUGAUUUCGAUAAAACUGCAGAACAUAACCAGAACCCAUUUCUAAAGCAGGACAUAGCAAACAAUAGAUUAUUAUUAACAAAUUCUAAAGAAUUAAUACGGAGUUACAAUAAAACUGUCAAUUUCACAUCUAAUUGAUCCAAUUCACAAUCCAAUUCAAAACAGCUUUACAGAAAACAGACAAAAGAGGAUAAAAGUCCAUCUAGCGAAUAGGACAAAGCUAAUGUUUAUUUUGAAAUAAGUUAUUUUCAAAUAGUUUAUAUUAGGAAUUCCUUACAAAACAAAACUUUUGCUGCAAGCUUUUAAUUGAAUGUUAAAAACAAAACUAAAAAUAUAAAUGGAAUAAUAUAAAUAUAGUUUCCGUUGUUGCUGCUGUUAAUAAUGUUAGUUCCACUAACAAUAUUUUAUGAAUUAUAAAAUGUUAAAAAUAAUAGUUGCUCAGGACCAGAGGAAUGAAACUAUACUAGCAUGGUGAAAGCAAUCGCUGACAUUAAUGCAACCAAGAGAAAAAUUUAACAAUUAGUCUUCAGGGGCCAGAUUCACGAAAAUUAUUCGUAAGAAUGUUCGUAAGUGUAAGUCUCAAACAUGGAAGAAUAAAAUGAUACGAAUUAACUUGCAUGCUCGUGUGGUAACUGUAUAUGUGUAUCUAUACAAUAAACUUAAUGUGUGUAACAAGCACAUCCCAUUCUUAUGUAGCCUGUAUAUAUUGGCAUGUGAUAUUUAAACGGCAUUUACGAUCGCAUGUUUGCUAAAAGCCUAUGUAAGCAAGCAUUAUAAAAUAUACUUAGGCUCUUAUUAUAUAAAAAAUAAAAUUGUAUCCUACUACGACAUAAGACUUAUGACCCUCUCCAUUUUGUGUCACUCUGUACCAGAAUAAUGUAAAAAGCACUUUAAUAAUGAAAGCUAAAGUGAGCUAGACCUUAUUUUUAUAUCAAAAUAAAUAUUCCUUAAUGGGUGGUAAACGUCAAAAUUAUGAUUCUGGCUCAAUAAAAUACACGUCACAUGUGACACAACCAAAUACACGUUUUAAAUAUUUUACCUUUUGAGAUUUAAGACAACCGUAUGGCUGUCCUCAUUUUAAGAUAAUAUUUACGACAGCUUUUGUUCGGAGAACUUGGAUUCUUCUUAAUUUUUUUCUAAGAUCAAUCUUUAGAAAAAAAGUAGAACAGUCUUAAGAAGUUUUUUUUUGGAAUACAGAACAUUCCUAAGUUUUUUCUAAAAUUAGAAUUUAAGAGAAAACAUGUCAGUGUUUUGUGAAUCCGGCCCCAGAUGCUCUAAGCAACUAACUAAAAGUCAUAAUUUUUGGUUGUAUUUUUUUUUUGAAAACCUUGAAAUAAAUGACUCUUCAGUCAAUGAGAUAUGACUGAAAUAUCAAAGUACAGAGCAAAUAAGGCAUUAGUGAUAAUUCUACAAAUAAAAAAUCUGAUUCAAAAUAUUUAUAUGACUGUAACCUAAUGUAACCCAAGCAUAUUAUUGAGAAAUUCUUAACAGAUCAAAUGAAUCUUGAAGAGAAAAAAAGUCAAAAGAAAUGAGCACUUUAGUUACUUCACUUGAGUUGUGUUGGUUUUAAAUGGUAGCCGUAAAGAAGAAAGAGGGGUAUUGAGUAUCAGUGAAGCAGAAGAGCACAUCAGACUGAACAUUGUGCUAGAAUAAGAGAAUUUAAGCAACACAUUUUAUCAGGUUUUCACAAGCACUGGCAUGAUCAGAAU
This is a messenger RNA of Triplophysa dalaica, 3533 nucleotides long. RefSeq names its product forkhead box E1 (gene foxe1). The record is from RefSeq and is a predicted model, not a curated record. Bases 193 to 1257 code for a protein of 354 amino acids. Gene Ontology annotation, molecular function: DNA-binding transcription factor activity, RNA polymerase II-specific; RNA polymerase II cis-regulatory region sequence-specific DNA binding. The transcript has 2 exons. Lineage: Eukaryota; Metazoa; Chordata; Actinopteri; Cypriniformes; Nemacheilidae. Gene Ontology annotation, biological process: cell differentiation; regulation of transcription by RNA polymerase II; anatomical structure morphogenesis.